AUAUGUCGAUGAAUAUCUGCAAGCGUAUUGGCGGGUGUUUGGCAUUUAUUUCAUUUGCGUUUUCCACUUUAACAUUUGCAACAUGUCUCCUCAAAAAAAAACGAAAAAGACGUCCAAGCCGAAGCCUAAAAGCAAGCAGGAUAAAAUUAGUCAGCCAAUAUCAUAUCAGCAAUUUGAAAAACUAAUAGAGAACCUGCCGGACAUUGCAUUUGAUGUUCAAAGCAACCAACGUGAGAAUGAUGUAGGACCCCAGAAAACUCUGGACGAGUGUGCAUUAUGGUAUUACAAUGCCUUCUACAGGGACGCCACUGUACGCGAGCGAUACCCCUUCAAGCUGCGCGCGUGUCCCCAAAAAAUCAGGGACAAGUUGCUGACUAUGCCGGGAAAAGCAAAAAGCAGUGAGGAUGUAUCGCCCAAAGAGUGUGCGGAUGAAUCGCCCAAAGAGUGUGCGGAUGAAUCGCCCAAAGAGUGUGCGGAUGCAUCGCCCAAAGAGUGUGCGGAUGAAUCGCCCAAAGAGUGUGCGGAUGAAUCGCCCAAAGAGUGUGCGGAUGAAUCGCCCAAAGAGUGUGCGGAUGGUGGUGUAAAGGUCGGGGUGGACAAGCAAACAUUUCCAGAAUUGAUUAUACCAUCGCCGGAUCUGAAGCGACCCCGAAGCCCCAAAGUGGUCACAGAAAGGGCUGUUCCACCUGUACGCUUUGGCUUUUUCAAAAAGUACAUGAAGAAUCUGGAUGCAAUCAGCGAUAAAAUGCGGAGCUGCGACGAGUAUAAGCAUCUAUCCAAAAAAGAGUGUGCCAGGGAGUACUUCUUGCAGUUCUACAGUUCGCGAGAUAUGCGAGAGCGAUUUCCGAUCAUAUUAAAGCCAUGUCCUGGAGUGGUGCGCGAAAAAUUGCUGAGUCCGCCGAACUGCUUAUUGCCCGAUGUCAUUGCCGAGAGUCCUAGCGAACCCAAGGAACUGUAUAGCUCUGGUCAACCAAUUCCAAAGACCAAAGAUCAAAGCCCAUCGUUAGCCAGGUCGUCGAAAAAAGUUAAAAAGGCACCCGAACAGAUUCGAACAGCUCCAAUAGUGGCAGUCCCCGAGCCCAGGAUAUUGAAAGACAGGAAAGUGGCUGAAAGGUGUGUGGAGCCCGCAGUGCAGUCUGAAAACAUCCCGCCUAAGAAUUUGAUUGUCACAUCCAGCCAGCCGACUUCGUUGAGCUCCGCGAACCAGUAUGAUGUGAUUGUCAAUUGGGAAAGCAGUACCUGUAGCUUCCAGUAUCCCGUGUCGUUUGAACUGUUCACGCGUUGUAUAAAUUACGACGAGCUCAUCGUCACCUUGCUGAGACAAUCGAUCACAAACAAGUCGCGGCUGUCGGUCCUGAUUGCAAAACCGAAACACCAUCAGUGCAAACAAGUUUUCAAUCUGUUUUAUCACUCGUUCUACGUUUAUCCCCGUACUCGAAGACAACACAAAUACCGAUUCGAGUGUGGGGGAGACAAAGAACUCCUGAAGAAGCUGUGCGAACAUGCCAAGCCAUUGACUGAGAGUGCUAAGCAGAAAAUGGAAAAGACGUCGAUGCGCCAAGGACUUCAAGCACCCAACAAGGCAGACAGCCAAAAUAAAGAUCUCUGCAUCAUCGUGGAUGAUAUGGAGUACAAAUUUCCUGUUACAUUUUCUACCUUCCUGAUGUGCAUCAAUUACGAUGAGCUGAAGGUGCAUGUGGUCAACGAAUUCACCGAAAACGAGCAGCGAAGGGCUGAGAUCCUGCAGGAACAAGAUACCUGUUCGCGACUGAUCCGUAGCUACUAUCUUUCGUUCUAUACCUCCAAGAAGUUCCGAGAAAAGUUCAAUUAUAAUUUCAAUAGAGCAACGCCAGAGCUUCGUGCCAAGUGUCUGGAGUUUGCACCAAUCGCAACCGAUUUGACAAGAACGAGAGAGUCGGCGGAUUUGGAAAGAUUGUAUGCGGCCAGGGUAGCCGAGGUUGAGAGCAAACAAAGAAUUAAUGUAGUUCACUACGAGUCCCACGAUCUGACCGCCCACUUAGCUCGUAUGAGCAUAAUGAAAAAAAACAAGGACUUAAAUGAGGCGGUGGCUAUCAGCAGGAAAGAAUCGGAUACAGCCAGCCAGUUAAGGAAAACUACAGCACCGAAUCGUGCAGAGCCUGCACAAUGUCCAACAGGGACAACAACAGCUCAGGCAACAGCAAGCAGCACAGCAGAAAAAAUCCAUUCUGAGGAAUCUGCACUCACAUUGAGCAACCCGAUUAGUUUUGAACAAAUGAUGGGAGUCUUUGAGGCGCCGAACAUUCAGAAACACAAUAUCAAAUAUUUGAUCUACGGUAGCCAAGGCCUAAGGAGGACGAUUUGGCGCAUACUCUUCCAGCUUAGCCAAGAAGAGUUCCGCACCUACACAAGCUUCUACAACGGCGAGGCUCUCUAUGAUAACGAGAGCUUUCUACAGCAAUGUCAUCAUCUGGUUGUGGACCAAGGCCAUUGGCCACUCAAUUUGUACGUAAAGCUGACCAUGUUGCGCUACCUGUUGCACAUCAAGGGAGUGGAACUGCAGUCGCUCGAGCUGAGUCAGUUGUCGCCGAUGAUCUUGCACUGGCGAGAUCUAAUGCUGCACACCGAUUUCGAUGGAAUAGUAACGCAAAAUUACACGGAUCGUACCGGCAGGAAGAUCGAUGAUAAUGAAUUUCUGUCCCACGAACGUGAGGAGCUGUAUGCUCGCUGCUGGACGCACGAUCAAUGGAUACACCAAGUGCCGCAGAUCACGAAUCCAGCAAUAAAUGAGGCAGUCAUUGCUGAUGCUCCUGCUCUUGCAGAAGUAAAAUUAAAACCCCUCUGUGGUGUUCAGAGCCAGGACACGGACAUAACUAUUGAAUCAGUCAGUAUCACAUCCUCACCAUCUGUUACCGUUGUGACCAUUUGCCCGCCCACCGAACCCAACGCUCAAUCUACCAGCUUUGUGGACAUGGACGAAGUGGAUCCGGCCUCCCAGAUCCCAAACACACAGAACGAUCCGCUUAUGGAGAGCAUGCGGGUUCAGGUCAAGCAGGAGCCAAUCACGUUUCUCGACAAGAUGCGCGGCAGCUGCCUCAACAGCGAGGAUUUCCUGUGGGAAAGCAUUAAUACGGAAGAUCAAAUUAUUAAAUUGGACGACAGUCAGAAGUCGCUUUCGAACCUGGCCUGCUUUGCCAUUCACACAGUUCCGACAGCAGUUCCGCCAUUGAACGCAGUUACAACUCCACAGUUUCCAGAAAGUGAUGAAGAGAUCGCGGAGACACCGCCUGUUCCACCAGUUGUGGAAGUUAAACAAGAGGAAGAACUAGACACUCUGCCUGCAGCUAUCCAUACAGAAUUGGAUGCGGCGGCGCUGCCUCUACAUGAGCCCACAAAACGCAAAAAUAUAAUGCCAGUCGCAAACCCAGGUUGCAUCAAGAAGCCGCGUCUGAUAAAGGAGACGGUGCCACAGCUGCGACACGAAUUCCGGGCCCUACCACUACACGCCGUGGUACGCAUCGAAUUGCCCGACUUUGAUUUCGGCUCAGAGAAUGAGCAGCCAACGACAUCCUCGGCACAAGUUACUGAACAGCCAAGCACAUCCUCGGCACAAGUUGCUGAACAGCCAAGCACAUCCUCGGCACAAGUUACUGAACAGCCAAGCACAUCCUCGGCACAAGUUGCUGAACAGCCAAGCACAUCCUCGGCACAAGUUACUGAACAGCCAAGCACAUCCUCGGCACAAGUUGCUGAACAGCCAAGCACAUCCUCGGCACAAGUUGCUGAACAGCCAAGCACAUCCUCGGCACAAGUUGCUGACCAUGCCACGGAGAUAACAGUAACCCCUUCGCAGGAUUUUGCCUCGGGAAAUUCUCUUCUAGCAUCCUCCCAGCUCGACGCCCUGUUGGAUGCUCCGAAUGUGACGCAUCGCAAGGUAAAUACUGACAAUGUAGCAGGUAGAGAUACGGAUAAUAUUAUCGACAAGGGGCCCCCGCCCGUGCUGCAGUGCUGCAUUAUAUUUCGCUGCGUGGAGCGGUAUCGAUGCUUUACGGCACUGAAAAAAGAAGAAAUAAUGAAGUACAUGAUCGAGGGGCAUAUCGAGGGCAGUUUGUAUCAAGAUGCUUUAAUUAAAAUCAACGGAAAGUUGUGCAACUUGCGGGGCCCGCUGAUCGAAACGAUCUUUCCACACAUGUCCGCCCGACUGCGCUGUGAUUUUCUGAAAAUCCUCCGUGACCUGGGCUCAUAUGUCUACAAUAGCCGCAGGAACACGUACAAGGAUUGCACGGAGGACAUUCGGGUUCGGGUUUUGUCCAUUUUUAUUGAUGUGGCCCCCAAGUUUGUAUACUUCUGCGCGCAAUUCGAGAAUGCGACCCGCGAGUGGGCCACCUGCCGCACAAUGGAUCGAUGGGACCCGAACAACGUUCGACGAUCGCCCAAGUGCGAUGUAGCGGCGGCGAUCAAGCCGGGCAUACUCCAGCGCAUGAAACAAAUAAAGAAGCAGAUUUGUUGAUUUUUGUUUGUGCUUUGUUCUUAAUAAAAAUUGUUCUGCAUUUACUUUAAGCCUAAAAAAUUGUGUUUGUAUCU
Messenger RNA from Drosophila obscura, 4563 nucleotides. Its product is annotated as protein telomere ends associated-like. The coding region runs from base 83 to 4489 and encodes 1468 amino acids. The transcript is spliced from 10 exons. NCBI's taxonomy places the organism in Eukaryota, Metazoa, Arthropoda, Insecta, Diptera, Drosophilidae. The record is from RefSeq and is a predicted model, not a curated record.